UGGAGGAGUGUAGAGGAUAGGAACCCCCGCACGCUCGCAGACUAUCGAGCUCGUGAGAGGGCCGAGGAUGAUCCCUGGAGGCGGAGAGAUGAUGAGAUCGAUAGAGAUCGUCGCAUCGACCGAUAUCGCCAGGAGGAUGGGUAUUACAGAGGUGGACGAUUCGAGUAGUACCCACGAAGCCCUAGGUACGACUAGAAUCCUGAUGGUUUCCGGAGCCCUGGGAACUUUACGCACAGGGAAGGAGGAGAUUUCCGCGGACACUGGGAACCUGAUGGGGAUUGCAGAGACGGAUAUCGUGGAGGAUAUGAUAGGGCGGAUAGAGGCGGAGACAGACGAGCCGACUCCAGAGGAGAGAGACGUGCCGACUUUAGAGGAGACAGGCGUGAUGAUUCUCGAGGGGAACGGCGAGACGAUUCCCGUGGGCGAUAUGACCGAGGAGGGUAUCCUGGAUCGUCAGGUUUCGAGUGUGACCGCCAAGGCAGACCGUGCGGCGACGGUGUUCCUUGAUGGUAAGGAAGGGGUGCCUCCCGACAAGUUUUAUAUCCUAGGGAGCGCAAUGGUCGAGGUCAUUCAUGACGAUGAGGAGACCCUUGAAGGGGUGAUCAACAAUGGAAGUGAGGAUGUCAUUAUAGACGAGGGCCUCGCUGUACGGCCAGGGCUCGACUUAGACAGAUCCUACCGUUUCGAGAUCGAGACUGCAGCGGGAAAGAAGCAGAAAGUCACCGGUGUUUGUCACAAGGCGGCGAUAGAGGUCGAUGGAUUGCGCAUUGAGAUGCCAGUGUUUGCUGUCAAAGGCUGCAAUUCAGAGCUACUCUUAGGACGCACCUAGUUGAGUCACGUUCAUGCUGUCACGAUAGAGCGACCAGACGGGAGCCAGAUGCUAUCGAUUAAACGACCAGAUGGUGGUCGGAUAAUGAUAGAGACAGUCGAGUCUCGCGAUCCAAGGAACAGAG
Molecule: messenger RNA, 953 nt
Organism: Chara braunii
Lineage: Eukaryota; Viridiplantae; Streptophyta; Charophyceae; Charales; Characeae
Source: the annotation of a GenBank genome assembly